Malassezia japonica is the source of this 612-nucleotide messenger RNA. RefSeq names its product H(+)-transporting V0 sector ATPase subunit c'' (gene VMA16). The record is from RefSeq and is a predicted model, not a curated record. The transcript has 4 exons. Gene Ontology annotation, biological process: proton transmembrane transport. The coding region runs from base 1 to 612 and encodes 203 amino acids. Gene Ontology annotation, molecular function: proton-transporting ATPase activity, rotational mechanism. Lineage: Eukaryota; Fungi; Basidiomycota; Malasseziomycetes; Malasseziales; Malasseziaceae. Gene Ontology annotation, cellular component: proton-transporting V-type ATPase, V0 domain; membrane.
AUGGGUGCGGUUGCGUAUACCACACUCGGUGCCCUGGCGGCGGUGCUUGUGUACGGCGCAGGCUACCUUGUGCUUACUGGUUCCGGCAACCAGUUUGAUGUCGGCGGAUUCUUGGAAAGCGUCAGCCCCUAUGUGUGGGCGAACAUGGGCAUUGCGUUCUGCAUCGGCCUGAGUGUCGUCGGUGCGGGAUGGGGUAUAUUCAUUACGGGUACCUCGAUCCUGGGUGCGGGUGUGCGCAUGCCGCGCAUCACGACCAAGAACCUGAUUAGCAUUAUCUUUUGCGAGGUCGUCGCGAUCUACGGUGUGAUUAUGGCGAUCGUCUUCUCGUCCAAGAUCUCGGGACGUUUGGAAAACGGAUACGACGGCUUGUGGUCGCCGCAGAACUACAUGACCGGCUACACGCUCUUCUGGGGCGGCCUCACCGUCGGCCUGUGCAACCUAGUGUGCGGUGUGUCGGUGGGCAUUACCGGCGCUAACGCCGCGGUCGCGGAUGCUGCGGACCCGCAGCUCUUUGUCAAGAUCCUCGUGGUCGAGGUCUUUAGCAGUAUUCUGGGUCUCUUUGGUCUGAUCGUCGGUUUGAUCAUGACCGGCUCCGCAGAAGAGUUCAAGUAG